This is a messenger RNA of Alternaria metachromatica, 1167 nucleotides long. RefSeq lists its product as uncharacterized. The record is from RefSeq and is a predicted model, not a curated record. Gene Ontology annotation, cellular component: membrane. Bases 1 to 1167 code for a protein of 388 amino acids. The transcript is spliced from 2 exons. Gene Ontology annotation, biological process: metal ion transport; transmembrane transport. Lineage: Eukaryota; Fungi; Ascomycota; Dothideomycetes; Pleosporales; Pleosporaceae. Gene Ontology annotation, molecular function: metal ion transmembrane transporter activity.
AUGAACCAUGCGCACCAACAGAAGGACUACGACUCGGAAUCUUUGAGUGUGUUCGUGCUACGAGAUGUGCCCAACAAAGAGUAUGCGGAACUCUAUAGACUGGAAGACCUGGUCGAUCCACUCGAUCAUUGCAGUAUGUGCAAGCGGAAAACUCACUACACCAGUGUCGACGAAGCUGUUCAGCAUCUCAUGCAGUUUCACAUGUCGAAAAGUGGCCAGAAACUGGAACACAUUCGCGAGAAGUUGACCCAUUGGGUAGUUUCGGCAUCGGGAGCUGAUCUCGAAAAUUCCAACCAACUUGUGAUCCGAUACCUCAACACACUUUCGCAGCAAAUUGAGAUGUUGCAAACAAAGUUCGUCGAUCUUCGCAACAGCGUAGCAAAUGAGAACAACGAAAAGCCUGAAGGUUACCUCCUCCCAUCAGCACUCGUCAAGGCUGCCGAGAACUUCUUUCAGAUACUCUUCACGUCUCAGAAGCAUGAUCUCCGGGAUCUGUACCUCUUGGAAGAAGAAUUGGAGUUGGUAGAGGCCAUAUACGACGCACAGCGUCUUGCGCUCAAAACGUAUGGCAAAGUCAUCGAUCAUGGGAGCUACCGCAUCACCAAUCGUGAACGUGUUCAGACCAACGAGAAUAUCGAGAGACGUAUCCUGAAUCGCUACUUGGUUGAAAAACCUCUACCUGGCUUGCGUUACGACUAUAAGGACCUCCAAAACCAACUAACCAAGACGGCUCAGGUGCUUCGAUACGGUAUUGAGAUUGCAGAAGAGGGAAACACUAAGGCGAUCCGAGUGUUUACACUGGUGACCAUCAUCUUCCUCCCACUUUCCUUCAUUUCGUCCGUCUUCGGCAUGAACACGGUGGAUAUCAGGGAUAUGGAGAACACACAAGGCUUGUUCUGGGCUAUAGCUAUACCCACUACCGCCCUCAUUGGAGGCCUAUCUCUGCUCAUCGCCUAUCGUGGUACGCAAAUGUGGGAUUGGCUCCAGAAUCAGAGCCAUACUGUACAUGUCAACGUUGCAGGUACGAUACUUGAUCGCAGGGCAUACGUCAAGAGGAGGAAGCAAAGGCCUAAGGAUGAGGAAGUGCUGGCUGGAGAUGACGAGGAGCUUGUAGAGAGAUGGAUGCAUGGGCUACAUACAAAGCGAAGGACAGGAGUGCGAAGGUAG